Pipistrellus nathusii (Nathusius's pipistrelle) is the source of this 501-nucleotide messenger RNA. NCBI's taxonomy places the organism in Eukaryota, Metazoa, Chordata, Mammalia, Chiroptera, Vespertilionidae. The record is from the annotation of a GenBank genome assembly.
AUGAACCCCGUCCUCAGUGUCACUCUCCUGCUGACAGAGGGGCGCUGUGGGGCAGGCUUGCAGGUGGCCAGCACACAGAAGGUGACCAGCCUGACGGCCUGCCUGGAGGACCAGAGCCUGCGCCUGGACUGCCGCCAUGAGAACACCACGACCCUGCCCAUCCAGUUCCAGUUCAGCCUGACCCGGGACGCCAAGAAGCACGUGCUGUUGGGCACCAUCGGCGUCCCCGAGCACACGUACCGCUCGCGCACCAACCUCACCUACAGGAACACCCUCAAGGUCCUCUACCUGUCCGGCUUCAGCUCCCGGGACGAGGGGCUGUACGCCUGCGAGCUGCACCUGCCCGGCCAGCUGCACGUGUCCCAGAAGAACAUCUCUGUGCUCAGAGACAAGCUGGUCAAGUGCAGGGGCACCUGCCUGCUGGCCCAGGAUGCCUCGUGGCUGCUGCUGCUGCUGCUCUCGCUGCCUCUCCUGCAGGCCAUGGAUUUCGUCUCCCUGUGA